ACCCGACCAUGCGCUUGAUUGAUUCAGAUCAAAAUGGCUACUUUUCACGUGAAAGCAAAGAAACCUUGGAAAACUGUAGAUUUAGACUCCUCUGGAUUUUCCCAAGAAGAUCUAGAGGGCUUGAUUAGUUUUCAAGAAUUGACAGAUUACGAAAUAAUAGGUUCCAAGAAAAAGAAAGGAAGAGAAAAAGGAAAGACCUUUGUUGAGACAGGGCAAGGUCAUGAUGCAGAUACUGAAUCACCAGAAACCUUAAAAACAAAAAAGAAAGAUGGUAACCAAAAGAAGAAGAAAAGUAAAGGAAAAAAUAAUGACACAAGUAACAGCAAAGAUAAAACACUUCAAACCAAAGACAAAAAGGUGCAAAGUAAAAAGCAAAAACAGAAAAAGAAACAUGAGAAAAAAUCUUUGGUAGAAGGAAAACAUCAGACUGUGGAAGAUGUUAAUGAAAUAAUGUUAUCUGAAAAUUUAAAUGAUAAUCAAGAAAAAAAUCAGAAAACAAAAACACAAGGAGCAAAAAGGAAAAAUACUGAUAAUACAGAAAAAGAUAAUCCUGUGAAGAAAAUUAAGUUGGAACCAUUGGACAAAGUGAAUGACAAUGAAGAAAAUAAACAAGACAAGCAUGGUGAACCAGUUGAUAAAACAUUGAAAGGAAUGGACGCUUGGAAUGAUCUUUUUGUACCAAAAGAGGUAUUAUGGGCCCUAAAGAGUCAGGGAUUUAGAGAGCCAACACCAAUACAGAGUCAGAUCCUGCCGUCUGCUAUCAGAGAUAAAAUGGACAUUGUAGGAGCUGCGGAAACAGGAAGUGGUAAAACAUUAGCAUUUGGUAUACCAGUUCUUCACUUCAUUUUAGAACAGAAAAAAAGAGAGGCAGACGAUAGUUUAAAUAAAAAUGGAGGUAUUGGGGAUUCAGAAACAGGGACUGAAAAUAGUGAUAAUGAUGGUGAUGAUGACAUUGAUGAUAACGAGGACAAUAAAGAUAAUGAUGAUAGUGAUGAUGAUGGUGCUGAUGUAGUCAUUAGUGAUGAUGAAGAAAAUAUGGAAGACAGUGGUAAUUGUGAGGAAGAGGAUGAAAGUAGUGAUGACGAUGAUUCUGAAAUAGAUGAUGUUGAUGAUGAGGAAAAGGGUGACGAUGAUAGUGAAAAUGAAUGUGAUAGUAAUGAACAACAAACUUCUGAAAAAGUUGAAGGAGAAUCAUCAGAGGAAGAAAUGGAAGGUGUAAAGGAAGAUGGUAUUGGUUGUGUGAAGGUAAUAAAGGAUGUAGAUUUCAGCUGGCUAGAGGAACCAGAGGUAAUUAAAUACCAGGCAACACACCCACGGGCACUGAUACUAGAACCUACCAGAGAACUGGCUAUACAAGUGAAAAAUCAUCUCCGAGCAGCAGCCAAAUACACUGAUAUAACAGUAGAAGCUAUUGUAGGGGGACUAGCUAUGCCAAGGCAGCAGAGAAUUUUGGAGAAAUGUCCUGAUAUCCUAGUAGCAACACCUGGUCGACUCUGGGAGCUUAUUCAACAGGGUGAAGUUUACCUGUCAGAGAUAGAGAAGACCUGCCACCUGGUGGUUGAUGAGGCAGAUAGAAUGACAGAGAAAGGUCACUAUGAGGAGCUGGCCAAACUUCUUGAGAAAAUGAAGAGAGAUCCAAACAGGCAUAACCGACAUACAUAUGUAUUCUCAGCCACACUCACUUUAAUUCACUCAGGGCCACAAAGAAUAGUGAAGAAAAAGAAGAAAAAGUGGGAUGAAAAACAGAAACUUACAUAUUUGAUGAGGAAAACAGGUUUAAAGUUCAAACCUAAGGUUGUUGAUAUAACAAGAAAAGUUGGUACAGUAGAAACAUUAACUGAGGCAAGAAUCAAUUGUACUAAAGAGGAAAAGGAUGUCUACUUGUAUUAUUUCUUGAAACAUUACCCGGGCAGGACCCUGGUAUUUACAAACAGUAAAGAUUGUAUACGGCGAUUGGUGUCUAUAUUUUCACUACUACAGUGUCAUCCUCUACCAUUACAUGCUGAUAUGCACCAGAGACAGAGAUUAAAAAAUCUAGAUAAAUUUACAAGUAAUCCUUCAUCAUUAUUAAUAGCAUCUGAUGUUGCUGCCAGAGGUUUAGAUAUCCCAAAUGUUCAACAUGUCAUACAUUACCAAGUUCCUCAUACAGUCGAGAAUUAUGUACAUAGAAGUGGACGCACUGCUAGAGCCAGUAAAGAAGGUCUUAGUAUCAUGAUAAUUGGGCCUGAUGAUGUGAAAAACUACAGAAAAAUUAUUAAAACUCUCAAUAAAGAUGAAGACCUGCCUCUAUUUCCUGUAGAACAAAAUGUUGUAACUGAGAUAAAAAGACGUGUUAACAUGGUACGCCAAAUAGAAACACAGGAAUACAGGUUUAAGAAAUCAAAGAGACACAAUGAUUGGUUCAGAAAGGCAGCUGAUGAGAUUGGUGUGGAUGUUGAGGAGGAACUUCUAGAUGACCUUGGUGAUGAUGUUGCCCAGCAACGUCAGAACAGAUACAUAAAACAGAUGAAGUCUGAACUUGCAGUUUUGUUGAAGCAACCACUUCUUAUUGGCUCAUCUUUUACCAAGUAUCCAACAAUGUCUGGUAAAUUGAUUACACCUCCAGCUAAAGAAGCAAAAGGAGAUGCACUUACACAUGCAAAAAAGAACAAGAAGUUACCAGAAGAGAAGCCACCAAAUACAAACAGAUCUAAAUCUAAAACAGAGAGGAGGCGGGAAAGAAGACAAAGUAAAAAGAAAUCAAAAAAGAACAGUGUAAAGUCUGAAAAAUAAUAGAUUAUUAAUUAAUUUAUAUGCAAGAAGUUGUGGUUGGGGUAUGAAAAUACAUUGUUAUUGAAUAUAUGUUUUGUUCUUGGCAAUAAAAAUGUAAUGAA
Ruditapes philippinarum (Manila clam) is the source of this 2873-nucleotide messenger RNA. RefSeq names its product ATP-dependent RNA helicase DDX24-like. The coding region runs from base 34 to 2772 and encodes 912 amino acids. NCBI's taxonomy places the organism in Eukaryota, Metazoa, Mollusca, Bivalvia, Venerida, Veneridae. Gene Ontology annotation, molecular function: nucleic acid binding; ATP binding; RNA helicase activity. The record is from RefSeq and is a predicted model, not a curated record. Gene Ontology annotation, cellular component: nucleolus. The transcript is spliced from 18 exons.